GCGUUGGGCCAUGUGGGUCGCAGAAGAAGCCCAGUUGUCACGAAAAGAGAUCUGAAUGGAGCUCACAAAAUCAUCAGCAUCAUCAUCAUCAUCAUCUCUUCCUUUAUUUCAAAAAUAUUAUAUAUACCUAUAACUAUUUUUCCUCAUCUCUCUCUCUCACUCUCUUUCUCCUCGGCAAAAAAAGAGAGAGAAAGUGCACCCUAGAUUUCCUCCUCUUAGCUCCGCAAAAAAGACGAACAAAACAACGCAAUGGCUUUCGCUUCUUUUCUCGGAAGAGUUCUCUUCGCAUCCAUUUUCAUUCUCUCUGCUUACCAAGAGUAUAACGAAUUUGGAGUUGAUGGGGGACCUUCUGCAAAAGCACUUAAACUAAAGAUUAAUACCUUUGCACAUCUAAUCCAUUCUCAAGUUGGAUUUCAACUUCCAGAGAUUGAUAUUAAACUUGUAAUUGCUGGGGCUAUUGCUCUGAAGGGCCUCGGAGGGGUUCUAUUCAUAUUCGGAAGCUCCUUCGGUGCCUUGUUACUGCUUCUACAUCAGUUGAUUGCUACUCCAAUUCGUUACGAUUUUUACAAUUAUGACAGCGAGGACAAAGAAUUUACUCAACUUUUCAUCAAAUUUACCCAGAACAUGGCUCUUUUUGGCGCUCUAUUGUUUUUCAUCGGGAUGAAAAACUCCAUUCCUAGAAGGCAACCAAAGAAGGCUCCAAAAACAAAAACCUAUUAGAUGCAGCAUCGGAGGACCCCUCUUCAAAGAGUGUCUCAGAUUCUUUCCUGGUUCUUCACUAUAUCUGUUCUUCAAGCGCCAGGUUUUGGCUUGGUACUUUGGUUUAGAAUUGAUCUCUCUCUGUUUGAGUUUUGUAAUUUUGUCUUCACUCUCAGAUUAAACUAUUGGCUAGUAAGUAUUACUGUUAUUUAUUUAUUUUUGUAUGAAUUGUUAGCACGUCUUUAGGAACUAUCUUUAAAUUUCUAAACUUGUCUGUCAAGUGGAUCAGAACCUGUGCGCUUAAACUUCAGAGAGCCAAUUUCGUUACAUUCAAUCAUGAUGUAAGGCUCUCAAAGUCUGAGUCUGACAACUUGAAGUUACCAUUUAAUUUGAUUGGAGUUAGACCA
Molecule: messenger RNA, 1106 nt
Organism: Trifolium pratense (red clover)
Lineage: Eukaryota; Viridiplantae; Streptophyta; Magnoliopsida; Fabales; Fabaceae
Exons: 5
Coding region: 250-720 (156 amino acids)
Source: RefSeq, a predicted model, not a curated record